AUGUUCAAACAUCGCUUCCAAGACAAGUCAACGUGGUUAUACUACGCUCUCGCGAGGCGCUGCGCCGCCACGGAACCAACCCUAGUUUGCCACCUUGCACGCAGUCUCAUCUUUGUGCGUGAUGGCGUAUACGAUGUCUCAGAGACACACGACUUCCAGCACUAUCAUCAGCCUUGCCUAGUUCUGGUGGACAAGGAUGAUACUCUUCAAGGCAUCACAGACGCGUUAGCCGAGUAG
Phanerochaete carnosa HHB-10118-sp is the source of this 237-nucleotide messenger RNA. RefSeq lists its product as uncharacterized. NCBI's taxonomy places the organism in Eukaryota, Fungi, Basidiomycota, Agaricomycetes, Polyporales, Phanerochaetaceae. The coding region runs from base 1 to 237 and encodes 78 amino acids. The transcript has a single exon. The record is from RefSeq and is a predicted model, not a curated record.